Messenger RNA from Drosophila eugracilis, 3594 nucleotides. Its product is annotated as probable G-protein coupled receptor B0563.6. Gene Ontology annotation, cellular component: membrane. Gene Ontology annotation, molecular function: G protein-coupled receptor activity. NCBI's taxonomy places the organism in Eukaryota, Metazoa, Arthropoda, Insecta, Diptera, Drosophilidae. The transcript is spliced from 8 exons. The record is from RefSeq and is a predicted model, not a curated record. Gene Ontology annotation, biological process: G protein-coupled receptor signaling pathway. The coding region runs from base 2146 to 3465 and encodes 439 amino acids.
AGGGGAAACUGCAGCGAGGUGGCGAACACACUCACACUCACACACACACAGGCACAAACACACACUGUGUGACAGUGGAGAAAACAGGGUGAAGGACAAUGCGUGCAUAACGCUUAUUGAAAUAGUUCUCAAGUGAGUUCGACGCUGGCGUCGACGUCGUCCUCAUCGUCAACGUGGGCUUGCCAAAUGGGCCGAAAAAGGGGUGGCGGUAGAGCGGUAGGGCGUAGGGCGUAGGGUGGUGUAGUAAAGAAAGAAAGUGGCCUACAAGCUAGGCUGUAUGUGUGUGUGUGUGUGUGUGCUAACUAGGAGGAGGCUGCCAUUUAAUGCCCAGAAUCAGAAUCAGAAUCAGAAUCAGAAGCAGUAACAGAACCGGUUGAGACAGCUGAUAUUUGCAGGCUGUGCAACUGUCUGGGUAUUACACGACGACUGUCUCCCGCACUUCUACUACUUUCUACUCUCUCCUCCUAUACUUUUCCACUUUCUCUUGCCGCCUUCUUUUUUUGCCAUAUCUGGGUGGGUAUCUGGGUAUCUGGCUGGCAUUGCCGUGAUUGUCAAUACGCAAUCCGUAAUCCGGCGAAGGCUUAGGAAACCGAAAGAAGAUAAGCAGCAGCAGCUUACCAGCAGGACGACUGCUGCUGCCAACUUUUCUGUGUUGGGUGGUUGGCAGGCAAGUGGGUGGCUCUGAUUUUGAUACUCAUUCUGCAGCUGCGGCCAACGCCAUCUCGCUGUGGUAUUUAUAUUUGUUUUGAUUUCAUGCCCUGCUGGCUGAGCUCCAACCUGGACCAGAUUGUUUGCCUACUACACCAGCCAUCUCUCCCCUACCACCCCCUCCCUACCCUUACCCAAAGUUACAUCACAAGAAGAAAAAAAAAACAGCCGUUACAGCCGCUGCAGCAGCUGCCAUCCUGUUGAUCAACCUUCUUGCAUUCAAACAGGGAAAUUUCAUCCCCAAAAAAUCUUCCCUACUUUCUCAUUGAAAGCUCUCACUUUCAACUGACACUUUCAAUCCCCUUUCAACUGCUAUAAAAGGAGGUACACCAGCCAGUUGCCACUCAGUUGCUCGUGGGCAGUCGAACGACAUGGAUGUGUCGCAGCAGCAGCAACCUCAGCGCAAGAAGCAGCAGCAGCAGCCGCAUCAAGAACAACAACAACAGCAACAGCAGCAGCAAUAGUUUCCUUUAGCAUUUGGACCGCCGAAACAGCAGCAACAGAUCACACUGCCAACUCUUCUGAUAAUUUUUUUUUUUGCAAAUUUUUUUUAUUAUUUUUUUUGUGGUUGCUGAAGGGCUUACAAAGAAAAAAUAAAAAAACCAAAAGAAAGAUAAAACAAAAGUGAAAACAGAAAGUUUUAGUGGAUCGAACUUUGUUAGUGGUACUCAGAAAAUUAAAAAACCAAAAGAAAAAAAACAAAAAAUAAAAAACCAAAAAUACAAAAAUAUAUAAAAAACAAAACAGAGUGUGUAAAAGUGCGUGAGUUGAGUUUCAGUUCAAAAAAAAAAAGGGAUUAAAAGGCGAGAAAAACUUUUUGGCGCACAAAAGUAGGCAACAGAAAGGCCAACUUUCGCUUUUCUGGAUCGCCCUCAUCUUGCACCACCCAUCGCACCCACCGAGCGCAACACUGCCAAUUAAAGUUGCCACAGCAGCUGCAACACACACACACACACACAGUCACUGCCAAAAAAGAAGAAGGCUAAAGGCUAAAGGCCAAUGAAGAAGGAAAGACUUUAGCCAGCAGCUGAAUUAUAUUCACUAGUAGCGAAUAAGUUUUUCAAAGAACCACUGCCAAAAGGAACAACAAAGCUACAGAGCUACAGCCACAGCCAAUAAAAACAACAACAACAAGAAAAGCAACUGGGACAGCAACAGCAACAACAACAAAAACAACAACAACGUGUUGCUGCCACAAAACGCAGCAGCCGCAACGAGAGCGUCAUCUCUGCCCUUCGCACGCCUCUGCGGGUCCCACAAAAUGCAGGAGUAUGUCAGGAUUGCAAGAAUUGCAACCAACUCUGCCCGGGCAUGUCACCGGCAAAGAUUCUAUGAACCAAAUGCCGAAGUACGCUGGCAGCACUUCGAGCACUAAACAGGCUGAACGGAGCCACUAGCACCCCGGAUCCGAUCAGCGGCGGUUACAGCGGAGGAACUAUGAUAACGAGUCUCUAUACCACACAAGAGGAUCCCGCCUAUUGCUCGUUCAUCUGGGGCUCGAAUCUCACCACCAGCGCCGAUGUCCUAACUGCCAAUGCCACGUCUGUCUUUAGCAGCGACCUAAGGGACGACUUCUAUCGGGAUGUGGAGGAUCCGCGUACGGAAUCGCUAAGGGAAUACUGCUAUGGCCUGGUGUUGCCCAUCAUCUGUGCCAUGGGCAUCAUAGGCAAUGUCCUCAAUCUGAUUGUCCUAACCAGGCGGAAUAUGCGUGGCACUGCCUACAUUUACAUGAGGGCUUAUUCCACAGCCGCCCUGUUGGCCAUUGUCUUUGCCAUUCCCUUUGGCAUCCGUAUGCUGGUCCACAAGGAUCGAGGCCAAUGGGAGAAAUUCGGACCAGCCUUCUACACUGCCCAUUUGGAGCUUUAUCUGGGCAAUGGCUGUUUGGGCAUUGGCGUGAUGAUGUUACUAGUACUGACCAUUGAGCGUUACGUAUCCGUUUGCCAUCCCGGCUUUGCUAGGCCAGUGAUGGGACCACCAGGCGUUGUGGUCUUCCUCACCUGCCUGGCCACUGUCAUUGUCUAUCUGCCGAGCAUCUUUCGCGGUGAACUUAUCAAAUGCAUGUACGGUUCGAGAGAUGUCUAUGUCUAUCUGAGACGCGAUAAUACCAUCUAUCAGCAGACCAUCUUCUAUCGUGUCUAUAAGAUAAUGCUAGAAGUGAUCUUUAAACUAAUACCAACACUAGUGAUCGGUGGCCUAAAUAUGCGUAUUAUGAUGGUAUAUCGAAGAACCUGCGAACGACGCAGACAGAUGGUAUUAAGCCGUCCACAUGCCCAUGGUUAUAUGAAAGAUGAUGACCCAAGGAAAUUCGCUGAGGAGCGUCGUUUAUUCCUACUGCUUGGCAGCACAUCAAUCUUGUUCCUUGUCUGCGUAUCACCGAUGGCUAUAUUACAUAUGACUAUCGCCUCGGAGGUAUAUCCAAGCUUCCCCUUUCAGGUGUUCAGGGCCAGUGCAAAUUUAUUGGAAUUGAUCAACUAUUCCCUGACCUUCUAUAUAUACUGUCUGUUCAGUGAGGAUUUUCGAAAUACUUUGGUGAGGACCAUCAAAUGGCCAUGGCUAAAGGGAAAGCUAUGUCAUCAGGCUGAGAACGAGGUGAGUGCCAGUCCACCGGCUACAGCUGGAACGGUAGCAGUAGCAGCCGGUACUGGAACUGGCCAUAUAUCUAAAUAUCAUGCAGCUUCAAUACCGGCGCUGACUCUCACACCCGCAGAACCCGCAGAGGACCGACGGCCAAGGAUUGCCAAUGGCGUCCAUCACUAAGAUGGACAAAGGCCAUCAUCAUCAUCAUCAUCAUCAUCAUAAGCAUCAUAUAACCACCACCUCGGGCCUGGGACGAUCGAGUAGCAUUUAAUCUAAUGCCCAACCAACCGCUACUCGAGAUCCUACCUA